Messenger RNA from Scomber scombrus (Atlantic mackerel), 2154 nucleotides. It is a transcript of the gene tle2a, whose product is annotated as TLE family member 2, transcriptional corepressor a. Gene Ontology annotation, cellular component: nucleus; transcription regulator complex. The record is from RefSeq and is a predicted model, not a curated record. The transcript is spliced from 18 exons. NCBI's taxonomy places the organism in Eukaryota, Metazoa, Chordata, Actinopteri, Scombriformes, Scombridae. Gene Ontology annotation, biological process: regulation of DNA-templated transcription; negative regulation of canonical Wnt signaling pathway. The coding region runs from base 16 to 2154 and encodes 712 amino acids. Gene Ontology annotation, molecular function: protein binding; transcription corepressor activity.
CAGAGACACUACGUUAUGUAUUAUGAGAUGUCCUACGGCCUUAACAUUGAAAUGCACAAACAGACGGAGAUUGCCAAACGGUUGAACGUGAUCUGUGCUCAGCUCAUCCCAUUCCUGUCACAGGAGCAUCAACAGCAGGUGGUCCAGGCUAUGGAGCGCGCCAAACAGGUGACCAUGGGCGAGUUAAAUGCUUCGAUAGGGGUACGUGGGCUCCCCCCUCUGCCUCAUAGCCAACAGCUUCAGGCCCAGCACCUCUCCCAGCAUGCCCAGGGUUUGCCAGUGGGCCCUCACCCAUCAGGUCUGCCCCACCCUGGCCUGGCGCUUGGCGGAGGGUCUGGGCUGCUGGCCCUCUCCGGAGCUCUGGGGGCUCAGCUGGCUGCCAAGGAUGAGAGAGCGCAUCUAGAGGCAGCAGCAGCUGCUGCUGCCGCUGCAGAACACCACAGAGAUCGUGAAGCAGGACCAGUGACUCUCUGUCCAAAUGGGGAUAAGGGUCGUGCAGCAGACUACCUCAGCAACGGCAAGAAGAGGAAAGCUGACGAGAAGGAAUUCAUGACAGACUAUGGAAGCGAUGCGGAUAAGAGUGAUGAUAAUUUGGUGGUGGAUGAGGACCCGUCGUCCCCCCGCAGCGUGCAGUCCUACUCAUCCAGGGAGAAUGGUUUGGACAAGAUGCCCCCGUCCCGCAAAGAUGGCCCUCCACAAGCCAGCCCCACCUCCUUGGCUUCCUCCAGCAGCGCCACCUCCCCGUCUCGCAGCAAGGAGCCCCCACAGAGGGAGAAGUCUAGUACUCCAGGUAUGAAGCCAGGCACCCCAAUGUCCCAAGAGUCAAACACCCCUGGACCCAGCGGACCCCCACAGUUUCGACCUGUCUCGGGCAAGCCUGGUGUGGACCCCAUAGCUCUGGGUCUGAGAAACCCCCUGGCAGUGCAGGGUGCAUACCCUCCAGGGGCUUUUGGCCUGCCCCCUCCGGGUGUGAACGGGGACCUGCCCGGGGCAGCAGGCUAUGGAGCUGGCCUCCACUUGGUCUCCCCCCAGAUGAACGGAGCUGCAGUAGCAGCAGCGGCAGCUGCCGCAGGCUACGGACGGUCCCCUGUGGUGGGCUAUGAGUCUCCACACCCGCACAUGAGGGUGCCUGGGCUGCCUGCCAGCCUGCAGUCAGCCGCCUCCGGAAAACCUGCCUACUCGUUCCACGUGAGUGCAGACGGCCAGAUGCAGCCGGUGCCCUUUCCCCCUGACGCCCUGCUGGGCCCGGGAAUCCCUCGCCACGCCCGGCAGAUCCACACCCUGAACCACGGAGAAGUGGUGUGUGCUGUCACCAUCAGCACCUCCACACGCCACGUCUACACGGGAGGCAAGGGCUGCGUCAAGGUGUGGGACAUCAGCCAGCCAGGAAGCAAGAGCCCCAUGGCCCAGCUGGACUGUCUGAACAGGGAUAACUACAUCCGUUCCUGCAAGCUGCUCUCCGACGGGCGAACCUUGAUCGUCGGCGGGGAAGCCAGCACAUUGUCAAUCUGGGAUUUGGCCACGCCCACUCCACGCAUAAAGGCGGAGCUGACGUCGUCUGCUCCCGCCUGCUACGCUCUGGCCAUCUCCCCUGACAACAAGGUCUGCUUCUCCUGCUGCAGCGAUGGCAACAUCGUCGUCUGGGACCUUCACAAUCAAACCCUGGUCAGGCAGUUCCAGGGUCACACAGAUGGAGCGAGCUGCAUCGACAUCUCCAACGACGGCACCAAGCUGUGGACGGGAGGGCUGGACAACACAGUCCGCUGCUGGGACCUCCGAGAGGGACGCCAGCUCCAGCAACAUGACUUCACCUCGCAGAUCUUCUCUCUGGGUUACUGUCCAACAGGCGAGUGGCUGGCUGUGGGAAUGGAGAGCAGCAACGUGGAAGUCCUGCAUGUUUCCAAACCUGACAAGUACCAGCUGCACCUCCACGAGAGCUGCGUUCUCUCCCUCAAGUUCGCCUACUGUGGUAAAUGGUUCGUGAGCACAGGCAAAGAUAACCUCCUGAACGCAUGGCGGACACCUUACGGAUCCAGCAUAUUCCAGUCGAAGGAGUCUUCAUCGGUUCUCAGCUGUGAUAUCUCCCCUGAUGAUCAGUUCAUCGUCACCGGCUCGGGGGACAAGAAGGCCACAGUCUACGAAGUCAUCUACUGA